AUGGCACGGGCCUCUGGCACUCACUUCGACCCACACUCACCACCUGUUGUGGAGCUCCCAGAUUCUGGAUCUGAACCUGUGAAAAGCCAUGGGGCAGAGAAAGUGAAACUGACUCUGAUGGAUGGGGGCCCCCUAAACUGGUGGUGGUCAGGCACUCCAGCUGGGAGUGGAGGGGUAUUAGAAAUUUCCCCCACUCUACUAUUUCAGCUGCUGUUACCCCUAAAGCCAAACCAAAAAAAUUUCCAGUUUUCGUGGCUCCAGUCCCAGGCAGUGGACUAUUUGGAGGCUUGUGAGGGAGCCCAGCCUCCCAGAAGCCAGCAAGGAGGAGUGGUGAGGGUGAGGGCCCGGGGCAGCGGCUGCACACGGUGCUGGCAUCCAGCACCACCCUCCCUGGCCUCCUCCCCACGACACAGAGUUAGUUGCCACCCUGCUUCACCCAGACUGUCCGGACAGAAAGGCCGCAGGCUUCACACGCUCACGGUCAGAAAAGCUCUGCUGUCACCGGCAUUUGCAGAAUGGAUGGAAGGAAGAAUUCUGGCUUCAGUCAUUGUGGGGCUAAAUGUAAUCACAGAUGUGAAAGCACUGAAAACGGUGCUCAAGAGCCAUCUUCUUAGAUGGUUCACAGCCAAUGACAUGAGGCAGAGGAAGGAGGUGGGGCUGGGAGCCCCCGAGGCAGGACAAAGAAUUGAGAUGUGGGACAGAAUCUCUGACCUGGGGGUCCUCCCAGCCCCAGAAGUCCUGGCACCAGCAAAGCUGAGCUGUGCCUGA
This is a messenger RNA of Rangifer tarandus platyrhynchus (Svalbard reindeer), 768 nucleotides long. The record is from the annotation of a GenBank genome assembly. NCBI's taxonomy places the organism in Eukaryota, Metazoa, Chordata, Mammalia, Artiodactyla, Cervidae.